AUGUAUCUUAGAAGAUACCUUAGAAGAAUUUUUCAGUCCGUUCCCUACAAACCCCCCCCCCUCCCGAUAAAGUUACUCCCUACGGCAGAUCUGGUUGAGGAAGAGCACACACCCCAUUAUAAGCCUCAGCACUUUUAUCCUGUACGGCUUUAUGAGAUACUCAACAACCGAUACCAAAUCGUCACCAAAAUAGGUUGGGGAACAAGUUCAACAGUAUGGCUAGCACGCGAUCUCCACCAAUGGCGAUGGCUUCAACCCCAAUAUGUGGCCAUCAAAGUUAACGCAAGCAAUUAUGCAUCUCAAGAGUCUGCGGAGAAGGAGUUGCGCAUUACUGAGCAUAUAACUAAAGCAAAUCCCCAGCAUCCAGGGCGCAACUUUGUCGCUAUUCUGUUAGACUCGUUUCGUGUUGCUAGUCCGGGCGGCACUCAUAUUUGCAUGGUCUUUGAUGCGCUUUGUGAACCCCUGUGGAUGCUGAAACGUCGUUUCGAAGGAAAUAUCAUUCCCCUCGACGUCUUGAAACCGGUAUCUAAACUUAUACUGGAAGGACUGCGGUACCUCCACACCGAAUGCCACGUUAUUCACACAGAUCUAAAGUCUGAUAACAUCUUAUUGUCCCUACGUAACCCAUCUAUCCUGAACUCGGUCGCGCAGGAUGAGAUGAACAACCCCUCUCCACGGAAACAACUAGACGGUCGGGACAUAUACUUAUCCCGAAAUUUCUGGGGACUGUCGCCCGAUGAACUAGGUAGAUCGGUAAUAACUGACUUUGGGCUUGCUAUACACGGUGACGGCCCUCCGAAUAGCCACCCCAUCCAGCCAGAGGGAUAUCGGGCCCCAGAAGUUUGUCUUGGGGGUGAUUGGAGCUAUAGUGCUGACAUUUGGAACUUGGGAGUUCUGCUUUGGGACCUGUUCUAUGGCCAUGGGCCAUUUGAUAUACCACCGGACUCGUGCGGCUCAGGCUCUACAGACGAAGCCCAUCUGGGCCAGAUAAUUUCUCUCCUGGGGCCUCCUCCACUUGAUCUUCUCAGCCGGGGAGAAGAAACAUAUCGGUAUUUUGACGCUGAAGACUUUAUUUCUAGAACGCUACGCUGGAGGCCUGAGGACCGGACCACGGCGGAGGACCUGCUUUCACAUCCGUGGCUUACAAGGCUGGGAGCAUAUUUUCCUAUGUUCGACGACGAUACGUGGUGUAUUGUAAGAUGA
Messenger RNA from Aspergillus ibericus CBS 121593, 1203 nucleotides. RefSeq names its product putative protein kinase. NCBI's taxonomy places the organism in Eukaryota, Fungi, Ascomycota, Eurotiomycetes, Eurotiales, Aspergillaceae. The transcript has 6 exons. Bases 1 to 1203 code for a protein of 400 amino acids. The record is from RefSeq and is a predicted model, not a curated record. Gene Ontology annotation, biological process: regulation of mRNA processing; spliceosomal complex assembly; protein phosphorylation. Gene Ontology annotation, molecular function: ATP binding; protein kinase activity.